CUUAAUUGAAAUAAAAUUAUUAUGAAUAAUAAACUUGAUCCGUAUUAAUUAAAUAUUAGUAAAGAAAAUGGCAAUAUCAAAACUAAUAUUUUAAGUAAUGGAGAUUACUCUGCUUCAUAAGGAUUAGAAAAUCAGAUGAACCUCCCAACAGAACUAGAUGGUAUGUGAUGAAUUAAACAAUUUAAGAUUAUGAAGGACCUACUCUCUUUUAUUGCUAUCAUUGUAAAAUGGAUUCAGUAUCAUCUUGUGAAUAUUAGGCUUCAGGAUAAACUUUUCUUUGUGCAUUUCUUUUAUUUUUUAUUCUAAACAUUUUUGGCUGUUUAAUUCCUUAUAGUUCAACUGUAUGUAAAGAUAGAAAACAGAUUUGUCCAAGAUGCAGAAAUAUUAUAGGAAUCAAAUAUUAUGAUGCAUGCGCAUGUUGAAAACAAAAAUUANGUGGGAAGGAGAUUCUUAAGAUUAUAUUUAAUAUUGUUUGUUAUGUAUAAUAUUAUUUAUUUAUUAUUUAGUAAUAACAAUUAUUUCAAUACCAUGGAUGUGGUUUCCAACAAUUAUAAGUCAUUUUCUAUUAAAGAAAAGUCGCCAAUAAAAUGAAGGUAAACGUAAGACUCACAGAAUAGAUUAUGGAUAAUUAAUAGAAGAACCAGGAAUUGAAAUGUCCUAAACUUUUUCUUACAGUCAUGAUUAAAUAAAUGUUAAACAGAAUGAACAUAUUGCAGAAAUCCAGGAUUAAACAGUUCAAUUAUAAUCAAAAGAUAUUUCCCAUGAAGGAAUUCAAGACAUUAUUGUUCAUGAAACCAUUGAAACUUUAGAGUUUGUACUUGGAGUUUUAUCAAAUACAGCUAGUUAUUUAAGAUUAUGGGCAUUAAGUUUGGCCCAUUCACAACUUUCAGAAGUGUUCUUUGAAUUGUUAUUAGUUUAGCCAAUUAAUCAUGGAUAGCCAAUUAGUUUAAUGAUAGGAUUCCUUUUUUGGGCUUUGAUAACUUUUGGUGUUUUGAUGUGUAUGGAUAGUAUGGAAUGUUUUUUACAUUCUUUAAGAUUACACUGGUAAUAUUCAUUUUAUUACUCAAGGGUGGAAUUUUAAAAUAAGUUUUUUAAAGGAGAUGGAGUCUAAUUUAAUGUAUAUUCAUUUAGAGAUAGAAUCAAAGAAACUGUUAAUUUAGAGUAAUAGUGA
This is a messenger RNA of Paramecium sonneborni, 1171 nucleotides long. The record is from the annotation of a GenBank genome assembly. NCBI's taxonomy places the organism in Eukaryota, Ciliophora, Oligohymenophorea, Peniculida, Parameciidae.